Mesocricetus auratus (golden hamster) is the source of this 1525-nucleotide messenger RNA. Its product is annotated as translation initiation factor IF-2-like. Bases 1 to 765 code for a protein of 254 amino acids. Lineage: Eukaryota; Metazoa; Chordata; Mammalia; Rodentia; Cricetidae. The transcript has 3 exons. The record is from RefSeq and is a predicted model, not a curated record.
AUGAGGCUUCUGUGUUCAGAACUUCACUCGCAACCAUUUUCAGAUCAGGGCUCUCGACUCCCUAUAAAGGUGUCAUCUGUGAGUGAAAAGGCUAAUAAGGACACCCCACACACACCCUGGACUCCUGUGCCCCUGAUCCGUUCUCAGAGAGUGGAAGCAACAGCAAAGUGGAAGGAACAAAGCACUGACGUCAAUUACGAGAUUAACCCUGAGCACAGGCAGCUGGAGGAGAGGCCUAAACAGCACUACCCAAAGCCCAGCCAUCGCGAUCGCCAGGCCCGAACCAUCUCCCGACCGCGGCGGCGGCGGCGGCGGUGGCGGCUGCGCCCGGCCUGCACCUUCACCGGACGAGCAUUCGGGCCCGCCCAGGAGUCGGCGACCGGCUGCCAAGGGCGAGGGGCAGCGGCGGAUCCGGAGGCCGCGGGGAGCCGAGGCGGCGCACCUCACUCGGCGGACGCCAGGGUUCCGCCCCGCUCCAUGACGGCCCGGCCGAGCCCGGGACGGGUGACUGAGCCGGUGGCGGCGGGGGCGGGCGGACGGGGCCCUGGCACCGAGAUCCCCGCCCCGUCCGCUGGGGGCGGCGGCGGCGGCGGCGGCGACGACUCGACUCCCGCAGCCCGCACUGUGACUGACGCAGUGACUGCGGCCCAUGUGACCCGGGACGGGCGGCUGCGAGAGUCACGUGACCAGGCCGCGCCCCUCCCGCAGGCAGCGCGGGGGCUGCCCGCCUGCUUGCUGCUCGCGAGGCGUCGCCCGCGGAGUUGACGUGCGGACUGACGUGCGGUGCGCCCGGGCCCGCGGCCUAGGGAGGCGAUGCGCAGGCCGCAGCGGAUUCUGCGGGAGCGGCGCCAGCGUCGGGCCGGCCGACCGAGCCCGGCCCCGGGCACACGCCCUCCUGCGCAGCCCGCUAGGGAGGCGCCUCGGGGCGGGGCGCAGCCGGGUCGACCGGUUCUGGGGCGCAGGUGAAGGCCGGGUCCCGGCUGCCCGAGUCCCGCAGCGCUCCGCAGGGCUAGGGAGGGAAGGGUGACGUGGAUGGCCGCAGCACGUCGUCCACAGCUGCGUGUGAUUUAGUGUGGGAGGAUGAGCCGGCCCCCCUGCAUCAUCUAAAAACAACAACAAAAAACCAUCGUGAGUCCUGGCGUCGAAGCAGGCCUGUAAUUCCAAUACUGCGGUGGCCGAGGCCAGGAGGAUCGCCACGAAUUCGGCCUCUGUGGGUUUCUUAGUGGAUUCAGGGCCUGUCUAAGCCACUAACAAAACCCUGUCGACACAACCGGCGAGCGCAAACACAGUCUUUCUGAAUGCUCCCCCUCUUAACAUUCUGCCAGCCGGGACAAGACAUAAUUUAAUUGAAAUUAAAGAUUAGACAGACAAGGUUUUAGAGUCUCCUGGAACCCAGUAAUAAUACUGCAAGAAAGAUGUCCCCUUCGUGUUUAUCUGAAAAGCAUACCAUCCUGUCAUUAGUGUCACAUGUCACCUAACUUGCUUUUAUUUGAUGGCGCCAAAUGAAGAUUCUCCACCACUAACA